CCAGACAAAUUUAAUACAAAAUUGAAAUAAAAAACUUAUUUAACAUUUUCUUAUCUGCAUAUUUUACGGUGUGAUGUAAUUAAUUUAAUUAUGAAAACGCAAGUGUGCACGCUUUUAUGGAGUGCUUAAGAUAAACGGAUAAUAUUAAACAGCUAAAUGAUAUAGCGGCAGCAUCUCUAGCUAAAACAGUGGAAUAUUUUGUAUUAGUAAAGAGCAAAUUCUGCAGAGCUUUGCACGAGUAAAUCCGCUGAGAAUAUCAUAUACAAACUAAAAACUACAUGUGCACCAAGAAUCACUCAGAGCAAAUAAUUGAAUCUGUGAUCUGAAUCUGAUCGUUUAAAUGUUUGUAAGUGUUUCUUCUGUUCUGUGUAACCAAAUAAGAAGGAAAGCAAUAUGCAAUCAAUAAAGGCCGACGAACUACCCGAAAAUCCGCGGGAGCGAAGUAACCCAUUUGCAGAACUUAUGCUUUGCUUUGUCUUUCCGGUAUUGUUCAAGGGCCGCAAGAAGACGUUGGAGCAACCAGAUUUAUACCGGCCACUGAAAGAGCACAAAUCUGAUUCACUUGGAGAUCGCCUGUGCGCUGCCUGGGAUGCGGAAGUUGUUCAGAGAUCAGCACAAAACAAGGCACCUCGCUUGGGGCGCGUUGUGCUCCGCGUUUUUGGCUGGCAUCUGUUAACCACUGGAGUGGUGCUGGGGGUCAGAGAAUUUGUUGUAAAGGUAACCCAGCCCAUGUGCCUUUAUGGCAUUAUGUCCUACUUUUCGGGCGAGGAUCCUGACCCACUUAAGGCGCAGUUAUAUGCGGCGGGUCUGAUGAUUGCCUCGGUGCUCUCGGUCGUUACUGGACAUCCGUUUAUCUUGGGUCUGUUGCAUCUGGGUAUGAAGAUGCGGAUUGCACUUUGCAGCCUGGUUUACCGAAAGGCGCUGCGCUUGAGUCAUACAGCUCUGGGAGAUACAUCGAUCGGUCAGGUGGUGAAUCUGCUGUCUAACGAUGUGGGACGCUUCGAUGUGAUCCUUAUUAAUGUACACUUCUUGUGGUUAGCCCCACUGGAGUUGAUCGUUGUCACCUUUCUUAUGUAUCAAAAGAUUGGACCCGCCGCCUUCUUUGGGGUCGCUUUGAUGUGCCUCUUUCUGCCGAUGCAAGCCUACCUGGCGAAGAAGACAUCUGUACUCCGGCUGCUCACCGCUCUGCGCACAGACGAACGUGUGCGAAUGAUGAACGAACUCAUCUCUGGUAUCCAAGUGAUCAAGAUGUAUGCUUGGGAGAAGCCCGUCGGCAAGCUUGUGGAGCUCAUGCGGGGCAAGGAGAUGAUAUGCAUUAGGAAAGUCAACUAUAUUCGUGGCAUCCUCAUUGCCUUUGGCAUGUGCCUAUCGCGCACCCUCACCUUUGUCAGCCUGGUGGGCUUCGUGCUGCUAGGCAACAUAUUGACUGCCGGCGAGGCAUUCUUUAUCACCGCCUAUUACAAUCUGCUGCAGCGCGCCGUCACCAAUUUCUUUCCUCUCAGCAUUUCGCAAUUGGCAGAGAUUACCGUGUCCAUCAAGCGUCUGCAGACCUUUAUGCAUCGACCGGAGACCCAAGUGCAAGACACAUCAAAUGCAAUUACUGCUCCGGCCUUCGCCAGCGAAAAGAAUGAUAAGGAAAAUGGUGGCCUGAUCAACAAUGGCAAUGGGCAUUUUACCAAGAACAAUAGCAAUGAGGAGACGCUCGUUGAAUUCAACGGCUUUCAUGCCAAAUGGGACCCAGAAGCAACAGAGAAUACUCUGGACAAUAUCAAUUUGAAAUUGGGUCGUCAACAGUUGGUGGCUGUGAUUGGACCCGUCGGUGCAAGCAAGUCCAGCCUGAUACAAUCCAUUCUCGGUGAACUGCCCGCGCAAAAGGGAAGCCUGAAAGUCAAUGGCAAAUUCUCGUAUGCCGCUCAAGGGCCUUGGCUUUUCACGGGAACUGUUCGAGAAAAUAUCCUCUUUGGAUUGACACUGGACAAGCAUCGCUAUCGCACAGUGGUGAGGAAGUGUGCCCUCGAACGUGACUUUGAGCUACUUCCUCAAGGCGACAAGACAAUUGUGGGCGAGCGAGGAGCUUCACUCUCUGGUGGACAAAAAGCCCGGAUCAGUCUGGCAAGGGCUGUGUAUCGUCGGGCGGAUAUUUACCUACUGGAUGAUCCACUUAGCGCAGUGGACACCCAUGUGGGUCGUCACUUGUUCGAUCAGUGCAUGAAAGGGUAUUUGAAGAGCGAACUAGUCAUCCUGGUCACACAUCAGCUGCAGUUCUUGGAGCACGCUGAUCAGAUUAUCAUAAUGGACAAAGGUAAAAUUAGUGCAAUGGGUACCUAUGCCACGAUGCAGCAGAGUGGCUUGGACUUUGCCCAACUGCUCACCGACUUGAAUAAGCCCAAUGUAGAGGAGCUGGAGAACCAAAAGAGUAAUGCUGGCGAUCACACAAGUAUCUCAUCCAAAAUCAGCCGGCAGACUUCGCGCACUGAGAGUUUCGGAUCGGUGAGCUCGCUUGCCGAUUCCAUUGUCCAGGACUCGGCGAUCGUUCCGCAGGAGACACGCGUUGAGGGCAAAAUCAGUCUGGGUCUCUAUAAGGAAUACUUUACAGCGGGCAGCGGUUGGUUCUUGGUAUCAUUUAUGAUGCUCCUAUGCAUUGGCACACAAGUGGUAAUCUCUGCAGCGGACGUGUUUCUCUCCUACUGGGUUAACAAGAACCAGAACAACACUGAUGUCAAUUACGAUCCUGUCGAUAUGUAUUACUUUACUGCACUUAAUGUGGUUGCCAUUAUCCUCAGCGUAAUGCGUCCAAUAGUCUUCUAUUCGAUGGCCAGGCGCAGUUCCGUACAGCUCCACAAUGCCAUGUACCGUGGCAUCACUAGAGCAGCAAUGUACUUCUUCAAUACGAAUCCCUCGGGUCGGAUACUGAAUCGCUUCUCAAAGGAUCUCGGUCAACUGGAUGAAGUACUGCCAACAAUUAUGUUGGACGUGGUGCAAAUCUUUCUCACAUUGGCUGGUGUCAUUGUUGUCAUCUGCAUCACGAAUCCAUAUUAUAUAAUCCUCACUAUUGCGCUGGGAAUCGUAUUCUACUAUCUGCGAGAGUUUUAUCUCAAGACCUCGAGAGAUGUGAAACGUCUGGAGGCAGUGGCCAGAUCUCCGAUAUAUUCACAUCUCGGCAUAUCACUUAACGGACUAACCACAAUUAGAGCUCUAGGAGCACAGAAGGCUCUCAUUGCUGAAUUUGAUAAUCUACAGGAUCUGCAUAGCUCUGGCUACUAUACUUUUCUGGCCACGAGUCGAGCCUUCGGCUACUAUAUCGACUUCUUCUGCACGCUGUACACUAUCAUCAUUGUACUUAAUUACUUCAUUAAUACGCCAACGAAUCCCGGUGAGGUUGGCCUAGCCAUUACCCAGGCAAUGAGCCUGGCGGGCAUGGUGCAGUACGGCAUGACACAAUCCGCUGAAUUGGAUACCACGAUGACUGCAGUUGAACGCAUCCUGGAAUAUGAUGAGAUCGAGCCAGAGGGUGAUUUUGAAUCGAAAGCAGACAAGAAACCACCAAUAACAUGGCCAGAGGAGGGCAAAAUUGUAGCCGAUGAUCUCAGUUUACGAUAUUUCCCCGAUCCACAGUCCAAGUAUGUGCUCAAGUCGCUCAACUUCGAGAUCAAGCCCAUGGAAAAGGUGGGCAUUGUGGGUCGCACUGGUGCUGGCAAAUCCUCGCUUAUUAACGCCCUCUUCCGCCUAUCCUACAAUGACGGCUCUAUCAUCAUUGACAGCCGCGACACCAACGAACUAGGACUACACGAUCUGCGUAGCAAGAUCUCUAUUAUACCUCAGGAACCAGUGCUGUUUACUGGAAGUAUGCGCUACAAUCUCGAUCCCUUCGAGGAGUACAGCGAUGCCAAGCUUUGGGAUGCUCUCGAGGAGGUCAAGCUGAAGCCUGUCAUCAGUGAUCUCCCGAGUGGGCUCUUGAGUAGAAUCUCCGAGGGAGGCAAUAACUUUAGUGUGGGUCAAAGGCAGCUGGUGUGCUUGGCACGAGCUAUUCUUCGCGAGAAUCGUAUUCUGGUGAUGGACGAGGCCACAGCCAAUGUGGAUCCACAGACAGAUGCCCUCAUUCAGACGACGAUUAGAAAUAAAUUCAGGGAGUGCACAGUUUUGACAAUAGCCCACCGCCUGAACACGAUUAUGGACUCGGAUAAGGUCAUAGUGAUGGAUGCUGGCCAGAUGGUGGAGUUCGGAUCACCUUACGAACUCCUUACUCAGUGUGACUCGAAGAUCUUCCAUGGUAUGGUCAUGGAGACUGGUCAAAAUAGCUUUGAUAGUCUGCUAAAAGUAGCAGAAAAGGCCCAUUUGGAAUCACAGAAGCAAAAAACUGCCUAGCAUCAAUAUUUAGAUGUCUACGAAAACAAAAUAAAGUACUUAAAGUAUUGUCAAUUAGUUAUCUACAAAUUAAUUACAAUAAAUCUCAGACUCUUAGUUUAUCGGUGUCUCUAUACAUAUACGCAAUAAA
Drosophila grimshawi is the source of this 4495-nucleotide messenger RNA. Its product is annotated as probable multidrug resistance-associated protein lethal(2)03659. Lineage: Eukaryota; Metazoa; Arthropoda; Insecta; Diptera; Drosophilidae. Gene Ontology annotation, molecular function: ATP hydrolysis activity; ABC-type transporter activity; ATP binding. The record is from RefSeq and is a predicted model, not a curated record. Gene Ontology annotation, biological process: transmembrane transport. Gene Ontology annotation, cellular component: membrane. The transcript has 7 exons. The coding region runs from base 394 to 4365 and encodes 1323 amino acids.